ACCCUUUAUUGGCCGCAGCCCCGCGUGCUUGCGGUGUGGCUGCUGUUCGCCAUCGCCAUCGUGUGCGACGAGACGACCGUGGUGGCGCGCGCGUGUCUCUACGCGCUCCGGCGGUUCGCGCUGCGAAUGCAGCCGCUCUUUCUGAGCCUGCAGCUGGUGGUGCUUCUGCUGAGCCUGUUCCUGCCCAGCUCGUUCAUCGUCGUCCUCGGCACCGUCUUCAUCGAGCGCUUCGUCGCCGUCGUGCAGCGCGAGAUCAUUGCGUUCGACCAGAAGAGCGGCCCACGCGCACCCACCAACAGCUCAACGCAGAACUUCGUCGAGGACAUCCGGCGUCAGCGCUGGCAGCGUCGAAUGGCCACCGGCGGUAGCUCCAGGAAAGCUCGCAGGGUGUCUCUCGUCACUGAAACGGACAUGGCCAGCGACGCGUCGCGCGGCAGCUCGCUGGUGCACCAGUACAACAUGCACCCCGAGCGGCUCGAAGAACGAGCAUUCGACGCGCCGAAAAAGGCUAAAAGAAAGCUGCGGCGGAAGACUUCAUUCAGCUCGCCAGAGGUUACCUCCAACGGCGCAGUGUGGGCCUGCAGGCUUCCGACUCGCACCAUACGAUCUUUCGCGUCUCAGAAGGUGCAGCCAUCGUCAAUCCUCAAAGGGAGCAGCUCGAAGGGCAAAGAGCAGGAGUCCGGCACACAUUCACCGUGUAGAACCGCUACCGCGACGAAGACCACUAAACCCGAAACGACGACUCCAAAGAGCCGACAGCAGCCGGGUUCGCGAGUGGACGUUGUCCGUACUGUCGAGUCGGACGACGACGGGGGGUCGUCAAGAACGCCGUCACGUGAAUCAUCGAGCAAAUCGAUGGACGAACCGGCAAAGAGGGCGUUGGUCAAGCUCGUCGACAAACCGGGAGUCGAACCCUCUGUGAUCCAGCAAACGACGAGUGGUCCUGCAGACGACAAGCCGCGAGGUAGCGGCCGUCUCGUCGAACCUGCGCCUGCCGAGGACGUCGCCCCUCCUUCGCCCGGCGAGGAGUUGUCAGGACUGCAACAGCUGCAUCAGACGCCGAGCGCGCUCACGCCGUCGACGACAAUGUUAUCGCCAUCGACGUCCCCGUUUUCGGUGUCCUCUCACAGCUCGGCGUCGUCGACACCGCAAGUCACCGUCCUCGAAGUGUGGAAUACGGCGCCCGUCGGGGCGUGCGGCGAGGAUAAGGUAGAGAGUUACGCGACUUGGGCGUCGCACGUGAUGAGCGGUCCGGGCUCGCGGUUGCUGCUUCCCGGCGAUGAAGAGGCGGCGGCCGCCUCGUCGUCGCUCGGCAGGUCGACUGAGUCGACGACCAUGAAGACCGCUGUCGAGGACGAGCCGCAACCGUCAAAGUCGACCUCUGUCGCACCCGAGAACGGCAGGAGUGUCGUCAAGCGGGACACUGCCCUCGGCUUCCACAGCCAGAAAGAGACGGAGCAGUCCGGAUGGAAGCUGCUGCAGUUGAUUCAUGGUCUCCACACGCAAACGGCGAGCGAAUUCUGUCAGCUGCAGAAGAAUGCCGCCUCACCUCCGGACUCCAGCGCCGAGCGCCUCUUCGAGGUUCGCGGCCUCUUCAAGUCGGCGCGUAGCAGCGUGUCGGCGCAGUCGAGCCCGCAAAGGCAGCAAGAGAGCCCGGCCAGCCGCCGCGUGUCGCUGACCUUGAUGGACAACGACACCGAGAUGGCGGCGACCAUGAACGGAGUCGUCACGACGCGCAGGUGCGUCAUGUACGACUCGGCACGGCGCAGGACGGCGGCGGCCGGACGCAACGAGAACGGCACCAGCGCACGUCGCAUCAUCGCUUCGCAGCCCUACCUGGGCGGAGAGGCGGCUUCAAGCUACCGUGAGGAACUCGCACAUACCGUUUAAGCGUCCACU
Molecule: messenger RNA, 1899 nt
Organism: Rhipicephalus sanguineus (brown dog tick)
Lineage: Eukaryota; Metazoa; Arthropoda; Arachnida; Ixodida; Ixodidae
Exons: 4
Coding region: 127-1890 (587 amino acids)
Source: RefSeq, a predicted model, not a curated record